This is a messenger RNA of Exophiala bonariae, 945 nucleotides long. RefSeq lists its product as uncharacterized. Gene Ontology annotation, biological process: catechol-containing compound metabolic process. The record is from RefSeq and is a predicted model, not a curated record. The transcript has 4 exons. Gene Ontology annotation, molecular function: ferric iron binding; catechol 1,2-dioxygenase activity. NCBI's taxonomy places the organism in Eukaryota, Fungi, Ascomycota, Eurotiomycetes, Chaetothyriales, Herpotrichiellaceae. The coding region runs from base 1 to 945 and encodes 314 amino acids.
AUGGCUACCAAUGGCGUCGGCUCAAAGGCACAUCGCUUUGAUCCCAAUUUCACGCAACAUGUCAUUGAUGCUAUGGGACCAAAGACAUCGCCCAGAAUGAGAGUAGUCAUGACCAGUUUAAUACAGCAUUUGCACGAUUUCGCCCGUGAAGUCGAGCUGACUGUGGAUGAAUGGACGGAGGGGGUUUCACUCAUCAACUGGGCCGGCCAGAUGAGCAACGAGAAGCGAAAUGAAGGCCAGUUGGUCUGCGAUGUUGUCGGUCUGGAAUCGCUUGUCGACGAGAUCACCUACAAGAAGGCAUCGGAAGCCACCAAUGUUGCCACACAGUCCGCCAUUCUUGGGCCUUUCUUCAGACACGAUCACCCUAUCCGAGAAAAGGGUGCGACUAUUUCAUUCGAUACCCCAAAAGAUGCUGAAGUCGUAUAUAUGCACGGCCGAGUGCUUGAUGCCACAACUCAGAAACCCCUGGUUGGUGCCAGUAUCGAUGUCUGGGAAGCAUCUACAAAUGGUCUUUAUGAGCAACAAGACGACAACCAAGUUGACUGCAAUCUGAGAGGCAAGUUUAUUACCGACUCCAAUGGCGAGUAUGCGUUUUAUGCUUUGCGGCCGACGCCAUACCCCAUUCCUUAUGAUGGACCGGCCGGCAAACUUCUUCAACUCCUGGAUCGACAUCCAUACCGUCCAGCACAUAUCCAUCUGAUUGUUCUGAUAGAAGGCUACAAGCCAAUCACGACACAGAUCUUCGACAAGGCCAGCAAGUACCUCGAUGACGAUUCAGUGUUUGCUGUCAAGGACUCUUUGGUUGUGGAAUUUGUCCCACGAGAGGGCGACUCACAAGCAUCACUCGAACUGAAGUAUGAUGUUAACAUGGCUCCUUUGGAAUCAGAAGGCGAGUCAGGGCCCCCAAAUGGAUUGGUCACACAAGGGUCUGGUCAGGGAUUUUGA